Molecule: messenger RNA, 2277 nt
Organism: Episyrphus balteatus (marmalade hoverfly)
Lineage: Eukaryota; Metazoa; Arthropoda; Insecta; Diptera; Syrphidae
Gene: Cyp4g15
Product: cytochrome P450 4g15
Exons: 5
Coding region: 160-1842 (560 amino acids)
Molecular function (GO): monooxygenase activity; iron ion binding; oxidoreductase activity, acting on paired donors, with incorporation or reduction of molecular oxygen
Source: RefSeq, a predicted model, not a curated record
GCUAACUUAGACCAACAGUCCGGUUCGGUUCGUUCAUACUUCAGGAGGGUAAAACGACAUAGAUACGGAUCCUAAACAAACGUUUAUUUAAUUUUCGGAGUCAUUCGGACUUGUAUUUUUAUUUUAAUUAAUUUGAGUGAAAAAAAAAUCUAAUUGAUCAUGUCGAUCGCUCAGGAAGUGAUCAAGGAGCCGAUGAUGGUUAACGCAUCAAGCGUUUUCUAUUUUCUACUCCUUCCAACAUUCGCCUUGUGGUUCGUCUACUGGCGUCUAUCGCGUAGACAUCUUUAUGAGUGCGCCGAAAAAAUACCUGGACCUGAAGGAUUACCUUUGAUUGGAAAUUUAUUCGAUGCCAUUGGAUCACCAUCAAAGGUGUUCGAGACCGUUAUGAGAAAGGGUGAACCUUUUGAACAUGUGGCCAAAAUUUGGAUUGGACCUAAAUUAGUUAUAUUUUUGUAUGAUCCACGUGAUGUUGAGAUCUUACUUAGCAGUCAGGUGUACAUUGACAAAGCACCUGAAUAUGAAUUCUUCAAGCCAUGGUUGGGAGAUGGUCUUUUGAUCAGUACUGGUCACAAAUGGCGCUCACACAGGAAACUUAUUGCACCAACAUUCCAUUUGAAUGUAUUAAAGAGCUUCAUUGAACUCUUUAAUGAAAAUUCGCGUAAUGUUGUUAAUAAAUUGAAGAGCGAAGGUGAAAAGACAUUUGAUUGUCAUGAUUAUAUGAGUGAAGCUACCGUGGAAAUUUUAUUGGAAACUGCUAUGGGUGUAUCGAAGAAGACCCAAGGAAAGAGUGGUUUCGAAUAUGCCAUGGCUGUCAUGAAGAUGUGUGACAUUCUCCAUCUGCGUCAUCGCAACAUCUUGUUGCGCAGUGAAUUCUUGUUCAGUCUUACUAAGCACUUCAAGAACCAAGGCAAACUUCUGGACAUCAUUCACGGUUUGACCACCAAGGUUAUUAGGAACAAAAAAGAAGCUUUCGCCAAGGGUACCCGAGGAUCACUUGCAACAACCAGCAAGUCUUUCGAAGCAUUUAACUUCCAGCUAGACUCAAAGAAAUCAACUGUUGUUGAGGGUCUAUCAUAUGGACAAGCUGAACAGCUUAAAGAUGAUUUGGAUGUUGAGGAUAAUGACAUUGGAGAGAAGAAACGUUUGGCUUUCCUCGACUUGCUCUUGGAAAGUGCACAAAAUGGAGCUUUGAUUUCUGACACCGAAAUCAAGGAACAAGUUGACACAAUUAUGUUUGAAGGUCAUGACACCACCGCUGCAGGAAGUUCAUUCUUCCUCUCAAUGAUGGGUAUACAUCAAGAUGUCCAAGAACGUGUAUUGGCUGAAUUGGAUGAAAUCUUUGGUGAUUCUGAUAGGCCAGCAACCUUCCAAGAUACUCUCGAAAUGAAAUACUUGGAACGUUGUUUGAUGGAAACUCUUCGUAUGUAUCCACCAGUACCAAUUAUUGCUCGUCAACUUAAGGAAGAUCUUAAACUGGCAUCUGGCAACUAUGUUGUCCCAGUUGGUUCAACUGUUGUGGUUGCAACAUUCAAACUUCAUCGUAAUCCAAAGAUCUGGGAAAAUCCAACAGUUUUCAAUCCUGACAACUUUUUGCCAGAGAAACAAGCCAAUAGGCAUUAUUAUGCCUUUGUGCCAUUCUCAGCUGGACCAAGGAGUUGUGUUGGUCGAAAGUACGCCAUGCUUAAGCUGAAGAUUCUUCUAUCCACAAUUCUUCGCAACUAUCGAAUCCAUUCGGAUGUUCCCGAAAAAGAUUUCAAAUUGCAAGCUGAUAUUAUCCUGAAGCGCGAAGAAGGUUUUAAGGUUCGGCUUACACCAAGGCAGAGGACCGCCAAGGUUGCUUAAGGCACGAUUAUUCUUUAAGUCCCAAAGAUUUCCAUCAAUCCCCCAAAAAUACCCCACCCAAAACAUGCGGAUGAUGUACGAGUAGUUUAUAGAGAAGAAACAAUAAAAUGUAAAACAAAAAAUCAAAAGAAGACACCUAACUUUUGAAUAACAACAAAAACUCCUCAAAACCAAAAUUUACUUAAAAAAAAUAACAAACAAAAAAAAAUUAAACUUUGCAGUGCGGUGUUAACAUCAAACCUAGUCCUCCUUUUUUUCCUUUGUUAUGCUUUCUCUUUUCUCUUUUGUUCUGGUUAAUAAUGAGCCUUAAAAAUUUUAAUUCUGGUUUUGUGUUUCCAUUAUGUUUUAAAUUUUCUUUUGUUUCUCGAAAGUGUUAUGAUGUCUUUUAAAAAAAAAAGAAAUAUGAUGAAUAAACAAAAUGUUUAUAAAAAAUAA